Symbiodinium pilosum is the source of this 1153-nucleotide messenger RNA. The record is from the annotation of a GenBank genome assembly. Lineage: Eukaryota; Dinophyceae; Suessiales; Symbiodiniaceae.
CGCGGCCGACACGGGGCCUCAUGACUGUGCAGGCGAUAUAGCGCCCACGGCGGCCGAUCAGGCCACACCGGGCUAUUCACCGACGCAAGCAGCCCCUGCCACGCCCCCGCUGCCACGUUGGCGAAAUUCACGCCCACCACACGCCCUGCCAGCUGGCGAGCGCCAGUCAUGGCUGUAUGUGCCGCUGCUGCAUGCAGGGGCUGCAGGUGUGGGCGCAGAAGCUGACAGGGCUUGGCGUGAGCAUCCGCAGGCGGGCCCGCGUUGGGAGGAGCUUGUCGCGGCUCUACGGGGUUCGCGCCCAAUUGCGCCAAGCGCGCUUGCUCGCUUGUACCGAGCCAUUGCGGAGCUCGAGGCUGGCGACGCGCAGGCCUGUGUUUCUCCCCGGGAUCAAGCCUGCCUGGCUGCAGUCACUUUGCUCCCCGAUGCCCCCAUUUCCUUGCCCGAGGCUGUGAUCACAUGUGCAGACCCCGACGGCUACCUAUCGGCCGCAGCGCAAUCGGCGCUGCUGGAAGGAUUUGGAGGCGUGGCGGUAGCGGCAGCAGCAAAUUCCUUGGCAGCUGACAUGCGGAGCGCGUUCGAGCUUGGUCCGCCUGACGACCAGCCCGACGCCAGCGACCUGGACACCCCCGCUGCCGCCGAUGGGGAGCCGGCUCUGCAAAGCGAUGUGUCGCAAAGCCGAGCCCCCCACUCCAGAGCAUGGGAGCAAUUGGACGCGAUCGACCUGGCGGCGGAGUUCCGCCGCCCCGUCCCCACACUGCAGGACGUCCCGCCGUUCCUCCGGGCUGCCGUGCGCCACGCCCUCAUGUUGGCCUUACGAGAGCUGCGCACGGCGUACGAAGCGGGCACUGACCACAGUUACACGGCGACAGAACGUGCUUGGAAACUGUUUCUUUUAGCUCCCCGCAUGCUGUUGGCGCGUCCUGCGCACAGACAAGGGCCCCGCGGCCGCGAGGAGCUGUUGGCACGGGCGGCCGCCUUCGAACGAGGCGAGUGGACCAGUCUACUCGAGAACGCCCGCCAGUUGCCUGUGCCAACAGAAUCACCUCCCAAAUCCGACGAAAUGCUCGCAGCGGAACGCCGGGAGCGGGCAUGUGCCAAGGUGCGCAUCGGAGAGGUGUCGCGGGCUCGCCAAGUGUUGACUGCAGCGGAGCUC